Messenger RNA from Drosophila rhopaloa, 639 nucleotides. RefSeq lists its product as uncharacterized. The record is from RefSeq and is a predicted model, not a curated record. Lineage: Eukaryota; Metazoa; Arthropoda; Insecta; Diptera; Drosophilidae. Bases 1 to 639 code for a protein of 212 amino acids. The transcript has 2 exons.
AUGGGUGUCAGUCAGUACGGUUGUGUUUUUUUGGCUUUCGCUAUAAUACGACUAGCAAUCGAGGUGGUCGGAGAUGUAAAUUCCUACUACACUGAAUAUAGUUCGAGUUCAAUGAAAGCUGUGGCUGCCAUUAAUAACAUCCAUGUUUUUGGGGAGUCGCACUUCAUGAGGGUGAGGACCUACAUCUACGAUGACCGCUCCCAUUUCGAUCUAAAUGUCCAGAUGGUCCAUGAGCUGGGCAGCAACCACCUGAUCAUGAACAUUAAGGUACGAGUGAAGCCCGAUGGAACCAAUGCCUUUGUGGAACUAUUCGAAUUGCGACGGAUCAACUUUUGCGAGUUCCUCAAAGAAUACAACUCGAAUCCGGUGAUUCGUUUUAUGUUCAAGAAAAACCUGAGGCUCAGCGACCUCAUCGAGUGCCCCAUACGAGUGGGAAACUAUAGCCUGCUGCACGCCGAUGUGGCCGGAAAUAUGCACACGGAAGGGAUCCAGAAUGGCACCUACAAGUUCUUUGCCGAAAUCGUCGAAGAGAUGGGCGAAAUUGCCAAAGUAUUCGCCCUCCAAGUCACCUCGAAAGUCAACAUCGUAGCCAAGGACUCCAUAUGUGAAGCACAUAAAAAAGUUAUAGUAUGUGUUUAG